UAUUUGAAGGCGGCACAGUUAGCGCGUGCCAGUGCUACUCGCUAAGCACUAAAACCCGCCGUAUUCUUUAUUAAAACCGACAUAAACUGGUUGGUUUAAUUCCAGGUCCAAUUAAACACAAAUAUCAGCUUCGUGUAUGUUUUAUAAUUCUUACGAAUAUGAAAUGCAUCUGGAGGGCCAUGAGGAAUGACUUUUAGGAUUGCUGUGUCUCCUGAAUAAUCUCCUGGAUGUCCUCUUUCAUUCGAAUUACAAUCAGCCUAUGCUCCACCAUAAAGUCAUCACAUCUGCCUUCAUCAGCUUCACCUGUCAUUUGCUGCUUGGAGGAACCCUCCAAGGUGUUUCAGGGAAUACUGUGUGUAGAAUAUGUCUGGCCCUGUCCCAAGUCGCUCUCGAGUUUACCCUGAUGUAAACACACAGCGACCCAGAGAGUACUGGGACUAUGAAUCCCAUGUGGUGGAUUGGGGUAAUCAGGAUGACUAUCAGUUAGUGCGAAAGCUUGGCCGGGGAAAAUACAGUGAAGUGUUUGAAGCCAUAAACAUCACUAACAAUGAGAAAGUAGUCGUCAAAAUACUCAAGCCAGUGAAAAAGAAGAAAAUUAAACGAGAAAUAAAAAUUCUGGAAAACUUGAGAGGAGGCCCCAACAUCAUAACGCUUUUAGACAUCGUAAAGGAUCCUGUGUCCCGCACACCAGCUUUGGUUUUUGAGCAUGUUAACAACACAGACUUCAAGCAACUGUAUCAAACAUUAUCAGACUAUGACAUUCGCUUCUACAUGUAUGAAAUUCUUAAGGCUCUUGACUACUGCCACAGUAUGGGAAUAAUGCACAGAGACGUGAAGCCACACAAUGUCAUGAUUGACCAUGAGCACAGAAAGCUUCGUCUGAUUGAUUGGGGAUUGGCUGAGUUUUACCACCCAAACCAGGAGUACAAUGUACGCGUGGCUUCCCGAUAUUUUAAAGGCCCUGAACUACUUGUGGACUAUCAGAUGUAUGACUACAGUCUGGAUAUGUGGAGUCUUGGAUGCAUGCUGGCCAGUAUGAUCUUCAGGAAGGAACCGUUUUUCCAUGGACAUGACAACUAUGACCAGUUGGUUCGGAUUGCAAAGGUUCUGGGUACAGAGGACCUGUAUGAUUACAUUGACAAAUAUAACAUUGAGCUGGACCCACGCUUCAAUGACAUUUUGGGCAGACACUCCCGGAAGAGAUGGGAACGGUUUGUGCACAGUGAGAAUCAGCACCUGGUCAGUACCGAAGCUCUGGAUUUUCUGGACAAGCUGCUACGUUAUGACCACCAGGCCCGACUGACGGCCCGCGAGGCCAUGGACCACCCUUACUUCUACCCCAUAGUUAAAGACCAGGGCAGAGGAGCACCAGCUGCAGGAAUGGCUGCUAGUUCCACACCAGUCAGCUCUUCUAGCUUGAUGGCAGGUAUCACCUCUAUGACUCCGAGCACACAGCCCAACAUCGCCAACAUCAGCGCUGGCUCACCCGUCAUCCCUGCCCCAAACACAAUGGCCACACAAGUGCCCACUGCCGCUGGAGCCCAGCCCUGAACACCAACUGCCCAACCUCCCCCCCCUCUUUCUCACAUCUCUCUAUCCAUCUCUUUCUCUCUCUCUCUCUCUCUCUCUCUCCCUCCCCGGGCCUGCUUGGAAUUGUGAAUCGGUGUGGGGGGACAUUGAUUUCAUUUGUGGUUAUUUUUAUGUUGCAAAUAACACAGAACUAAUGUUAAGUUACCAUUUUAUUUUGUUGUUCUUCUCCUCAGUUGUUGUUUAGGGGUUCUUGAACUCAAAGAAACUCAUGUUUUUGCACCUGUCUGUGUGAGUUAGAAAAGCAAACGGGUGUGAAAUUUCACUCGCCGUUAUUGUUUAGAAACACACGUGAAUGUCCACCUGAAGAAGGAUAAUAAAAUUAAUUUUAUAUGUC
Megalobrama amblycephala (Wuchang bream) is the source of this 1924-nucleotide messenger RNA. It is a transcript of the gene csnk2a1, whose product is annotated as casein kinase 2, alpha 1 polypeptide. The transcript is spliced from 15 exons. Gene Ontology annotation, cellular component: nucleus; protein kinase CK2 complex; cytosol. Gene Ontology annotation, biological process: protein phosphorylation. The coding region runs from base 364 to 1551 and encodes 395 amino acids. The record is from RefSeq and is a predicted model, not a curated record. Gene Ontology annotation, molecular function: protein serine/threonine kinase activity; ATP binding. NCBI's taxonomy places the organism in Eukaryota, Metazoa, Chordata, Actinopteri, Cypriniformes, Xenocyprididae.